GGUAUCGGAUGUGCGAAACACAGGAGUUUAAACAGCGCAUGAUUUAAGAAGAAAGUAAAUAGUUGAUCUUAUAUUAAUUGGUGACAAAAUGCUCUCCGCAGCCCAGUUACUCGAUGAGUUAAUGGGCCGAGAUAGGAACUUGGCUCCUGACGAGAAACGAUGUAACGUACGCUGGGACCACGAGAGUGUUUGCAAAUAUUAUCUUUGUGGGUUCUGCCCUGCUGAAUUAUUCACAAACACUCGGUCAGAUUUGGGUCCUUGUGAGAAAAUACACGAUGAGAACUUGAGAAAAAUGUAUGAGAAGAGUUCACGGUUUAUGAAGGAGGGCUAUGAGAGGGAUUUCCUGCGUUACCUGCAGAGUUUGCUGGCAGAGGUGGAGCGCAGGAUCCGUAGAGGACACGCUCGGCUAGCUCUCUCCCAGGCCCAGCAGAACUCCGGAGGGCCCGGCCCGUCGGGGAAGAAUGAGGAGAAGAUUCAGGUUCUCACUGAGAAGAUUGAAGAGCUGGUUCAACAGAUUGAGGAGCUGGGCUCAGAAGGCCGUGUGGAGGAGGCUCAGGGGAUGAUGAAGCUGGUGGAGCAGCUGAAGGAAGAAAGAGAGCUCUUGAGCUCCACCCCAUCAACGAUUGAGAGCUUUGCUGCCCAGGAGAAACAGAUGGAGGUGUGUGAGGUUUGUGGAGCAUUUCUCAUCGUCGGAGAUGCCCAGUCUAGAGUGGACGACCAUCUCAUGGGCAAACAGCACAUGGGCUAUGCCAAAAUCAAGUCCACAGUGGAGGAGCUCAAGGAGAAACUGCGUCGGCGCUCAGAAGACCCUGACAGGGACGAAAGAGGCAGAAAGGAAAGAGAAGAUAGGGAGCGAGAGAGAGAGGAACGAGAGAAGAAACGCAGGGAGGAGGAGGAGAAAGAGAAGGAGCGGGAAAAAGAGAGGGAGAGAGAGCGAGAGAGGGAAAGAGAGCGCGAGAGAGAGAGAGACCGGGACAGGGAGAGGGAGAGAGAGAGGGAAAGGGAGAGAGAGAGAGACAGACGAGGGCGACGCAGCCACUCCAACAGCCGUCACUCAAGCCGGGCAUCAGACCGCAGGAGGAGCCGAUCCCGAGAUCGCAGGAGGUCCAGGAGCAAAGACCGCGACAGGAAACGCAGCAGGAGCCGUGACAGAGAGAGGAGGCGUAGCCGGGAUCGUUCGGACAGGAAGCGGCGUUCCCGCAGUAGAGACAGGAGGAGAUCCCGCAGCUCUGACCGCAAGAGCCACAGACAUCGCAGCCGCAGCCGGGACAAAGACAGAGAACGAGACCGAGACAAGGACAGAACAUCCAGAGACAAAGACCACAAAGAGCCGGAGGAGAGGAAGAGCAGUAAGAAGAGCUCGUCUGACGAAAAGCCGUCUGAGGCCCCAAAGCCCGAGCCCAUGGAGGUGGAGGCUGCCGCCAAGGCAGAGCUGAACGGCACAGCUGAAGACAUCCAUUCUGAAGGUGACACACAGUCCAAUUAAAACUGAUCUGAUAGGACCUCAGAUCAGACCCAGGGAAAACCUGGCAACAUCUGGACGAAGAAGACCUGAAGACCCCCGGCGCUUGAACAUGCACCUUCUCCACUUAAAACAAGGUGAACCACAAAUGUAGUGGCCUCUUAAAAAAAAAAUAAAAAAAAUAGACAGACAAAAAAAAAAAAAAAAAAAGAAGGAAACGUGUGUAUGAUGGUUCUGGUAGCCCCUUUCCAAGCACAUUUGCAGGACCUGUUUCGUUCUUUUUACAGUGUUUUCAUUUCCUGUUUUUUUUUUUUUUUUGUUUGUUUGUUUGUUUUUGUUUUGGGUUUUUCUUCAUACUUAACGAUUUACAAAUCUAUAGCUACAUGCCAGUGACCAUGUAUUUCUGUUAAGGAGCAUAUAGGAUUGACCAUAGCUUUGGCAUGUUUGGUUUGUACAGUCAGGUCUUCUCUUCACGUUUUACGAGUUUGAAGCAUUUGUACAGUAUUUGGACUGGCAAUGUGAAUGGCCUCUUCACAGUUGAACUCAAAUUUAUCAUUUUUUUUCCUCUCUUUCCCCGCUGUGUAAGAUAUAUCCCAAUCCCAGGAUGACUUUUUUUUUUUCUUUAGAGAAAUGUUUUUUUGUUUUUGUUUUUUUCGGUUCAGAUUUUAAUAGAAUCUGUAUAUGUCUUGAAUAAAAUCCCA
Molecule: messenger RNA, 2163 nt
Organism: Chanos chanos (milkfish)
Lineage: Eukaryota; Metazoa; Chordata; Actinopteri; Gonorynchiformes; Chanidae
Gene: luc7l3
Product: LUC7-like 3 pre-mRNA splicing factor
Exons: 11
Coding region: 89-1486 (465 amino acids)
Biological process (GO): mRNA splice site recognition
Cellular component (GO): U1 snRNP
Molecular function (GO): mRNA binding
Source: RefSeq, a predicted model, not a curated record